AUGCCGCCUCCUCGCCGCGGGGCCGCCGCCCUCCUCGUCCUCGCGGCCGUCAUCCUCCUCGCCGCGGGCGGAGCCGACGCAGCGCGGGGCCAUCGGAAGGCCGGCGGCGGCAUCAGCCAGCAGGCGUGGCGGUUCCUGGCGUCCCACAACGCGGCGCGCCGCGCGGUGGGCGUGCGCGCGCUGGCGUGGGACGGCGGGCUGGAGCGGUACGCGCGCGACUACGCGAGGGCGCGCGCGCGCGCCGGGUGCGCGCUCGUGCACUCGCACGGGCGGUACGGGGAGAACCUGUUCCGCGGCAGCGGCGCCGGCGGCGGGGGCGGGUGGACGCCCGAGGCCGUGGUGGAGGCGUGGGUGGUGAAGGAGCGGGCCAUGUACGACGCCCGGUACAACGCCUGCCGCGGCGCCCGGGGCGCGUGCGGGCACUACACGCAGAUCGUGUGGCGGAAGACCACCAGGGUCGGCUGCGCCACGGCGAUCUGCGCCGGCGGCCGCGGCACCUUCGCGGUCUGCGCGUACGACCCGCCCGGCAACUACGCCGGCGUCAGGCCGUACUAG
Molecule: messenger RNA, 555 nt
Organism: Triticum turgidum subsp. durum (durum wheat)
Lineage: Eukaryota; Viridiplantae; Streptophyta; Magnoliopsida; Poales; Poaceae
Source: the annotation of a GenBank genome assembly